CUUAGUGUUUUGACGUUGUUCACAGUUCAACUCACAUACCGUAUUUUCCUAAUCUCACGAAACCAAGCUUUCACCAGCCAGCGUGUUUGUUUUCUCUUCUCUCUCUCAAUUCAAUUUCGAUCCAAAACCACAACCGGCGAUUCAACUUCUCAUGGCGACGGAGCAGUUAAUGGUCGCUGGCGGCCCCCGCUAUGUUCAAAUGAAAUCGUCGCCGCCGCCCUCGCCUCCGGCUCCGGGAGAGAUUUCGCCGGCACCGUCGUUCCGGCAGGGAGGUGCUGAGCCUAAUCGGAUUUUCGAUGAAUUGCCGAAAGCUACAAUUGUCUCCGUUUCUCGUCCUGACGCCGGUGAUAUUAGCCCCAUGCAACUCUCUUACACAAUUCAGGUUCAGUACAAACAGUUCAAGUGGGAACUUGUGAAGAAGGCUCAUCAAGUAUUUAUUUUGCAUUUUGCCUUAAAGAAACGUGCCUUUUUUGAGGAAAUUCAUGAGAAGCAAGAGCAGGUUAAAGAAUGGCUUCAAAAUCUAGGAAUUGGAGAACACACUGCUAUGGUGCAAGAUGAUGAUGACGCUGAUGAGGAUUCGGUUCCUUUACAUACAGAUGAAAGUGCUAAAAACAGAGAUGUUCCAUCAAGUGCCGCUCUACCAAUUAUACGACCGGCUUUAGGACGGCAGCAGUCUAUUGCAGACAGGGCAAAGAGUGCAAUGCAAGGGUAUCUAAAUCACUUUUUGGGAAAUAUCAGUUUAGUUAACUCUCGAGAGGUUUGCAAGUUUUUGGAAGUAUCCAUGUUGUCUUUUUCACCUGAAUAUGGCCCGAAGCUGAAGGAAGAAUAUGUAAUGGUGAAGCAUCUGCCUAAAAUUCCAAAAGAUGAUGAUUCCAGAAAGUGUUGUAUGUCUAGCUGUUUUAGUUGUUGCAAUGACAACUGGCAAAAGGUGUGGGCUGUACUAAAACCUGGAUUCUUGGCAUUGCUGGCAGAUCCUUCUGAUACACAGCCCUUGGACAUUAUUGUUUUUGAUGUACUGCCUGCCUCAGAUAGGAAUGGGGAUGGUCGUCUAUCACUAGCAAGCGAAAUGAAGGAGCGGAAUCCUUUACGCCAUUCAUUCAAGGUUACUUGUGGACUUCGGAGCAUUAGAAUUAGAGUGAGAAGUAGUAGUAAAGUUAAAGAUUGGGUAGCUGCAAUUAAUGAUGCUGGACUCAGGCCUCCUGAAGGCUGGUGUCAUCCUCACCGCUAUGGUUCUUUUGCUCCUCCUAGAGGCUUAAUUGAAGAUGAUAGUCAAGCCCAAUGGUUUGUGGAUGGGCAAGCAGCAUUUGAUGCGAUUGCUUCUUCAAUUGAGGAUGCAAAAUCAGAGAUAUUUAUCUGUGGAUGGUGGCUGUGCCCAGAAUUGUAUCUACGGCGGCCUUUCCACGCUCACACUUCAGCAAGGCUUGAUAAUUUGUUGGAAGCAAAAGCCAAGCAAGGGGUUCAGAUUUAUAUUCUGCUCUACAAAGAGGUGGCUCUUGCUUUGAAAAUCAACAGUGUUUAUAGCAAGAAAAAGCUUCUUAGCAUUCAUGAGAAUGUGAGGGUAUUACGCUAUCCUGACCACUUUUCUACUGGUGUUUACCUGUGGUCACACCAUGAAAAACUUGUCAUUGUUGAUCACCAUAUUUGCUUUAUUGGAGGUCUGGAUUUAUGCUUUGGUCGUUAUGACACACCUGAGCAUAAAGUGGGGGAUUUCCCUCCUGUAAUGUGGCCUGGAAAGGACUAUUAUAACCCAAGAGAAUCUGAACCAAAUUCAUGGGAAGAUACUAUGAAAGAUGAAUUGGAACGUGAAAAAUAUCCUCGUAUGCCCUGGCAUGAUGUUCAUUGUGCCCUUUGGGGACCACCUUGUCGUGACAUUGCUAGGCACUUUGUUCAGCGAUGGAAUUAUGCAAAGAGGAGCAAAGCCCCAAAUGAGCAAGCAAUACCAUUACUUAUGCCUCAGCAUCAUAUGGUUAUUCCACAUUACUUGGGAAGAAGUAGCGAGAUACAGAUUGAAAGCAAGAACACUGACAACCAGAGAGUUAUCAAGAGAGAAGAUUCUUUUUCCUCAUCUUCCCAAGAUCAAGACAUUCCUCUACUUUUGCCUCAAGAGUCUGAUGGGUUGACUUCUCCUGAAGGAAACCCUAAACCUAAUGGGCUGAUCUCCUUUUUACAUCACAUUGACAAGCCAAGAAAGAAUAGCAAUGGUCUUCCUUUCUCAUUUCGAAAGGACAAAGCUGCAGCAGUUGGUCUAGAUACACCAAUGAAGGGCUUUGUGGAUGAUCUUGGUUCUGUGCAUUAUCAUGAAAAAAAGUCUGCGGAUAGAUUGGGUCAUGUUGAUUUACAAGAUACAGAUCGAGAAUGGUGGGAAACACAAGAACGGGGUGAUCAGGGAGGUUUUGCUGGUGACUCAGGACAAAUUGGUCCUCGUGCUUCCUGCCGUUGUCAGGUCAUUAGGAGUGUCAGUCAAUGGUCUGCUGGAACAAGCCAAAAUGAGGAGAGCAUCCACAAUGCUUAUUGCUCUCUUAUUGAGAAAGCUGAAUACUUCAUCUACAUUGAGAAUCAGUUUUUUAUCUCAGGUCUUUCUGGAGAUGAGAUGAUACGCAAUCGUGUUUUAGAAGCUUUACAUCGACGGAUUAUGCGAGCUUACAAUGACAAAAAAUCUUUCAGAGUUAUAGUUGUCAUACCUCUCCUGCCUGGCUUCCAGGGGGGCCUUGAUGAUAGUGGUGCAGCAUCUGUGAGAGCCAUAAUGCAUUGGCAGUAUCGAACUAUUUGCAGAGGGCAGAAUUCUAUCUUACACAAUCUUUACGAACUUCUUGGUUCAAGAAUACAUGAUUAUAUCUCAUUUUACGGCCUGAGGUCUUAUGGUAGACUCUCUGACGGUGGUCCUGUGGCAACCAGCCAGGUGUAUGUUCACAGUAAAAUCAUGAUUAUUGAUGAUUGUGUAAGUUUGAUUGGAUCGGCUAAUAUUAAUGAUAGGAGCUUACUUGGUUCCAGAGAUUCUGAGAUUGGUGUAGUUAUAGAAGACAGAGAGUUAAUUGAUUCUUAUAUGGACGGGAAGCCUUGGAAAGCAGGAAAGUUUUCUUUGACUCUCAGAUUAUCAUUAUGGUCUGAGCACCUGGGUCUCCCGGCAGGAGAGGUCAAUCAAAUAAUGGACCCAGUUAUUGAGUCUACUUACAAGGAUAUUUGGAUGACAGUCGCAAAGACAAAUACUGCAAUUUAUCAGGAUGUCUUUUCUUGCGUGCCUAAUGAUCUGAUUCACACCAGACUUGCUUUCAGACAAAGCGUGGCUUUUUGGAAAGAAAAAGUUGGUCACACAACCAUUGAUUUAGGAAUAGCCCCAAAAAACUUAGAAUCCUACGAUGAUGGAAAUAUCAAGAACACGGAUCCCUUGGAGAGAUUAACAUCAGUUAGGGGUCAUCUUGUUUCUUUUCCUUUGGAGUUCAUGUGUCAAGAAAGUCUAAGACCUGCUUUUAAUGAAAGUGAAUACUACGCUACUCAAGUUUUCCACUGAGAUGAUAACCGAGUAUAUAAUAUCAUGAAAUUUUUUUGUGAAAGAAAAUUAUACAGGGGAUUUGUAAUUUAUUACUUGCAGAAUUUCUUUUUAUUACAAUUCUGCAAGUGAGUCUGGAAAUUGGGGAAGGAAAGAGAAGGGAAGAGGGGGGGGGGAUCAUGAUAUUCUUGUAAAAAGAAUGUAUCUGUAACUUUUCACUGUAAAAAAAA
Lotus japonicus is the source of this 3717-nucleotide messenger RNA. Its product is annotated as phospholipase D zeta 1. Bases 152 to 3508 code for a protein of 1118 amino acids. Lineage: Eukaryota; Viridiplantae; Streptophyta; Magnoliopsida; Fabales; Fabaceae. Gene Ontology annotation, biological process: phosphatidic acid biosynthetic process; phospholipid catabolic process; intracellular signal transduction. Gene Ontology annotation, cellular component: plasma membrane. The record is from RefSeq and is a predicted model, not a curated record. The transcript is spliced from 20 exons. Gene Ontology annotation, molecular function: D-type glycerophospholipase activity.